Fusarium proliferatum ET1 is the source of this 1068-nucleotide messenger RNA. RefSeq lists its product as uncharacterized. Gene Ontology annotation, biological process: iron ion transmembrane transport. Gene Ontology annotation, cellular component: high-affinity iron permease complex; plasma membrane. The transcript has 4 exons. The coding region runs from base 1 to 1068 and encodes 355 amino acids. Gene Ontology annotation, molecular function: ferrous iron transmembrane transporter activity. The record is from RefSeq and is a predicted model, not a curated record. Lineage: Eukaryota; Fungi; Ascomycota; Sordariomycetes; Hypocreales; Nectriaceae.
AUGGCCGUAGACGUCUUUGCGGUUCCCGUCUUCCUUGUUGUCUUUCGAGAGACUCUUGAGACAGUCAUCAUCGUUUCUGUCUUGCUUGCUUUCCUCAAGCAAACCCUUGACGGUCCCAAUGGUGACAUCAAAGUGUACAAACAGCUGAGACGUCAGGUCUGGCUUGGAACGGGUAUCGGUUUCUUCAUCUGCUUGGUUGUCGCCGCUGCUGUCAUUGGUGUCUUCUACACCGUUGGCAGGAACUCAUGGGAGAAGAACGAGUACUACUACGAAGGUGCAUUCUGUCUCUUUGCGUCCCUAAUCAUCUCCGUCAUGGGCGCAGCUCUGCUCCGUAUCGGAAAGAUGCAAGCAAAGUGGCGAGUCAAGCUGGCAAAGGCACUCGAAUCGCCAAUCAAAGCUGGUUCCAAGGGAUGGUUCAAGCAGUUUAUCGAGAAGUACGCUAUGUUCGUCUUGCCUUUUGUCACCGUCCUUCGAGAGGGUAUUGAGGCUGUCGUCUUCGUCGCUGGUGUUUCCUUUUCUGCUUCGGCCAAGUCUAUUCCUCUCCCAACUGUUGUCGGCCUCUUUGCCGGUUGCUGUGUUGGCUAUCUUCUUUACAAGGGUGGUGCGAGCACCAAACUUCAACUCUUCCUCGUUCUCUCGACCUGCCUCUUGUACCUCGUCGGUGCUGGUCUCUUUUCUCGCUCUGUCUGGAGUUUCGAGAUGGCCAAGUGGAACGAGUACAUUGGUGGUGAAGCUGAUGAGUUUGGAAACGGACCUGGUUCCUAUGAUAUUGACCAGAGUGUCUGGCACGUCAACUGCUGUGCCUCCACCGAAGCUAUUCAGAACGGCUGGGGUAUCUUCAAUGCCAUUCUUGGCUGGACAAACUCCGCUACUUAUGGCUCUGUCAUCUCCUAUAACCUAUACUGGGUUUGCGUCAUGGUUGGUUUCAUCAUCAUGCGUUUCAAGGAGACACAUGGCAGACUGCCUUUCGGAAAAGCAAAGGCUCCUGCCAGUGCUGUUGAUGAUGCUGAGAGCCACGCAAGCUCAGCUCCCAAGAACACUGCAACAGAGAAGACUACUACCGCUUAA